This is a messenger RNA of Sorghum bicolor (sorghum), 1159 nucleotides long. RefSeq lists its product as uncharacterized. The record is from RefSeq and is a predicted model, not a curated record. NCBI's taxonomy places the organism in Eukaryota, Viridiplantae, Streptophyta, Magnoliopsida, Poales, Poaceae. The transcript has a single exon. Bases 625 to 921 code for a protein of 98 amino acids.
CGAUUGGGCGUCCAGUACCUGAUGCAAACAUAACAAGCAAGGUGAUCCUUGUGGUUACGUGUUAUUGUCUGAUUCUCUCGGAUCUACAAAUAGCUUGCAUCUGCACGAUUGCAUUGCGUUCCUCAGACUGAAGGAGACUACUGUCUCAAGUCAGCCGGGCAGCAUCUCAUUCUCAUCUCAUCUGUUAAAGCAGUAGUAAAUCGCAAGCAAGCAAAACAGGGGAAAAGGCCAGCUAAAACGCGUUGCCUUUGAGGCUUUAACCCUUUGUUUUUCUUGCUAACCUUGCUGGCCAUUGCUGCUUUUAAAUUUGGCCGGAACCCUCGUCGCAAAGGAGAACACCUCACCAAUCUGGAGUGCUCUUUAAUCAGAGCUUCAGACUGUAAAGCAAAAGCCCCCUAUAUGCUGCCUGCAGCCUUCCUUUGCACACGCAGGGCGUCGAUCGCAAAGGAGAACCUCUUGCUUGCUUCGUGCACACGCAGGGCAUGCAUUCCUUCCUUCCUUACCUAGCCAUUUCCCUACCUUGUACAUAACACUACAUACAAUGCUAAGCAACCUCACUACAUAUUGAUGCCCUUGUACAUCGAUCGUUCUAGCUAACUUGGUGCAGCUGCAGCUGCGUCCGUCAUGAACUACGCGGGCAUGAACUACGCCUACGCGGACAGAGGAGGCAUGAACGCCGCGGGCAGAAGCAGCAUGUCGUCGCCACGGCCGGGCACGGACUGGGGCCCCAUCAUCGUGGCGGUGAUCCUCUUCGUGGUGCUCUCGCCGGGCCUGCUGUUCCAGCUCCCCUCGCGGACGCGGGUCGUCGAGUUCGGCAACAUGGCCACCAGCGCCAUCGCCAUCCUCGUCCACGCCGUCAUCUUCUUCUGCCUCCUCACCAUCUUCGUCGUCGCCAUCGGCAUCCACGUCUACGCCGCCUAGCUAGAGCCCUGCUAGCAGCCUCCAAACAUUAUGGUGGUGUGCGCUUCUCGUACGUGCAGCCUCUUCUUGCUGGUCUUUUCAGUAUAUGUAGACUAGAGAUGGAGCAAGAUUUAGCUGCUCGAUCUCAUCUCCUAUGUUUGUGUAUUAUUGCCCGGCUGUUGGACAGAGCGUUGGCUUGGCAAUCCGGUGUUAGUGAAAUUUCGCUUACUUUCCGUGGAAAUUGAAAGAGUGUUUCUCA